AUUUUGCCAAUAACUUUCUCUUUCUGAACGUACCGAAGCUGCACCCUUCUCUUUAAGUUGAUAACCGUUGCGUAAUAACAAUAACUUUCAACAUCCUAGUUUCUGGGGGUUUCCGUUUUAGCCACGUUAUAAGGGUAGGGAAGAGUGGAAGCGAAUUAAUGGUUAUCUUGUAGGCGGCGCGUUAACAAACCGUGGGGGCACCGCAUGUAGUAGAUAAAUUGGUCAAUGACAGGUACGAAAACACUAGACAGCACACGUAAUUGCUGUUAACGAUGCCCCUCUGCAACGAACGCGACGCGUUGCGUUUAGAGAUGUCCGAGAUUCAGAUGGAGCCCGACAGAUCCGUACUAAUAUUGAUUAAUCACUGCAAAGAGAUGAAGCGGCAAGAGCGUCUCUCCCGGAUUGUCACUUGCUUUUUAUUUCUAGUUUUAAGUGCAGUUUUUUUCUUGUGCACUCAAACGCACAGCUCUCUGGACUGUAAGCACAGCACGAGCGAUUUGGAACACAGUACAAAUGCUCAUUACCAGCGACAAAUUGAAUCCCGUCCAAAUGCACACCUGACAGCUGCACAAAACUGUCCCAAUGGCGACUUCAAGUACCUUGAAUGGGAAUCAAAAGUCGGAGACGCUCACCUCCACAUGUUUAAUUACAGCAACAAUGCCCUCAUACCUCAUCGGGAUGGCAAUUACUUCAUCUACCUGCAGAUCACGUACAGAAUGAUCGCGGACUUCCCCUGCAGCUCUGAGACGCCGGUCCAACUUAAACAGCAGGUGUUUCACCGGUCAGACCGCUACCCCGAGGAAACAUUGCUCAUGAUGGCGUUGGACACUAUAAACUGCAGCGAGAGCAAUUGGAGGAAGUCGCUCUCUGUGUCCCGCAUGUUCCCAUUAGAGAAGGGAGAUCUGCUGAUGGUGAAAGCAGAAAACCUCGCGCUGAUUGACUGCGGCGAGAAGAAAAUGUUUUUUGGGGCUUAUCUAAUUUAGGGAGGGUAAUUUCUUUAUCGUUAAUUAUAAUAUACAAUAGAAAUAUAUAGAAAUAAUAUAUUCCUUCUGAGGACAUUUUAUACUUGUUUCUGUAUGACAUAGGCUCCCUGUGGCUGAUGAAUUGGCUGUGCAACUGAUUGUGUUCUAUAGACUUGAUUUAAUGCUAACGUUGUGUAUAUGAGACGCAUUUCCAAAACAAGAGAAUUUUUCUAGUUUUCGGUGCUAAGGAAAGCCAAAAAUCACUGCAUUAUAAUUCAUAUAUGUGAUUGUUACACCAGUCACCUUUGGAUGCUUUUCCCCAUCCAUGUGUGAGCUGCAUGCUACGGUCAGGGCAUAGCAGAAGAGGAGCUCACCAGGCUUAAUUCAGGACAGCUGUGGGUGGUCUCUCCUUCUGGCUGUAGUUUUCCCCAUUUUUCUCACUCCCUGGAUGAAUUGUAUUGUUUUGUUUAUAGCUCAGAUUGCAUUUACAACAUUAUGGACUUUUCACUCACCCAAUACUGUACAUUGCCACUGACAGACUGACUGUCACAUUCCACUAUUAGUUGCUGUUUGGGUUUGUCAAUGUAUUACCUUUGUGUUUUGUAAUAAAUUUAGUUUUACC
Molecule: messenger RNA, 1584 nt
Organism: Anguilla anguilla (European eel)
Lineage: Eukaryota; Metazoa; Chordata; Actinopteri; Anguilliformes; Anguillidae
Product: tumor necrosis factor ligand superfamily member 15-like
Exons: 4
Coding region: 273-983 (236 amino acids)
Biological process (GO): immune response
Cellular component (GO): membrane
Molecular function (GO): tumor necrosis factor receptor binding
Source: RefSeq, a predicted model, not a curated record